Molecule: messenger RNA, 1479 nt
Organism: Hibiscus syriacus
Lineage: Eukaryota; Viridiplantae; Streptophyta; Magnoliopsida; Malvales; Malvaceae
Product: GDSL esterase/lipase At1g54790-like
Molecular function (GO): hydrolase activity, acting on ester bonds
Source: RefSeq, a predicted model, not a curated record
UUCACGGGGCUCAUUUAACACAAAACAAUAUACGCUUUAAAUAAACCCCAUUUGAUUCACAGACAGAGCCUUUGCUUUUAUGAGUUGUUCCACUUGGCUUCCAAGUGAACUCAAGCAAAUUGCCCAUAAAAACCAAUCCAAAAACUCUCUCUUCUUCCAUCAUUGUUGCAAACCCUUUCUUCUUCCCUAUGGCUAACAGUCUGGUUUUCCAGAUUAUCACAUUGCUUUGCUUCUUGUCGGCUAUGGCGAACUGUGUUCAGUUCAAUUAUCCGGCGGUGUUCAACUUCGGUGAUUCCAACUCCGACACGGGGGAGCUUGUUGCAGCAUUGGGGGACAUAUUGAACCCUCCUCAUGGUCAAAAUUAUUUCAAGGCUCCUUCCGGCAGGUUUUGCGAUGGUCGGCUCAUCGUUGACUUCCUAAUGGAUGCAAUGGAUCUGCCAUUUUUGAAUGCUUAUCUUGAUUCGAUCGGGAUACCGAGUUUUCGUAAAGGGUGUAAUUUUGCGGCGGGGUCGACCAUCCAACCGGCUUCAGCACAAGCUGUGAGUCCGUUUUCAUUCGGAGUUCAAGUGGCUCAGUUCAAACGGUUCAAAGGUAGGGUUCUUGAAUUGCUAGUUAAAGGUAAAAGACUUGAUAAGUACCUUCCAGGACAAGAUUACUUCCAGAAGGGGCUAUACAUGUUUGAUAUCGGGCAGAACGAUCUCGCCGGUGCCUUUUAUUCCAAGACUUAUGAUCAAGUACUUGCCUCGAUUCCAACGAUCUUGAUAGAAUUCGAAACUGGAAUAAAGAGGCAUUAUGAUCAAGGGGCAAGAAACUUUUGGAUACAUAACACAGGACCUCUUGGAUGCUUAGCUCAAAACGUCGCCAAGUUCGGAACCGAUCCGUCUAGCCUCGACGAGCGAGGGUGCGUCAGCAAGCAUAACCAAGCUGCUAAAGUCUUCAAUCUGCAGCUUCAUGCCCUAACUAAAAAAUUACAGGGCCAGUAUACAGAUUCGAAUUUUACCUACGUCGACAUCUACACUAUAAAGUACAACCUUAUCUCGAAUUAUUCUAAACUCGGAUUUGAGCAGCCUAUAAUGGCUUGCUGUGGGUUCGGCGGUCCACCGUUGAACUACGAUAGCCGAAUAGCCUGUGAAACGAAAGAGAUUAAUGGAGCCACAGUGACAGCCAAAGCAUGCGAUGAUAGUUCUGAAUAUAUUAACUGGGAUGGAAUCCAUUAUUCGGAGGCUGCGAAUCAGUAUGUUUCAUCGCAAAUACUCACCGGAAAGUACUCCGAUCCACCCUUUUCGGACAAAAUGCCAUUCCUUCUCAAUCUCAAGUUCUGAAGGCCGAAUAUUACUCAUUGCUUUAACUCCUCUUUGUAUUGACUUCUAGUAGUCACUGAAUUGAUAAAAAUUAUUGUAAAGAACUAAUAAUUUGUAAUUGGAAGUCCAUUUUCCAGAUGAUGCAGUCUGAAAUUUAAUUACUUUAACCUCCUUUUUG